Cuscuta epithymum is the source of this 2492-nucleotide messenger RNA. NCBI's taxonomy places the organism in Eukaryota, Viridiplantae, Streptophyta, Magnoliopsida, Solanales, Convolvulaceae. The record is from the annotation of a GenBank genome assembly.
UUCUCUAGCAACACUACAGUUCUCUCAGCGACUCAGCCCACAAUAACACGUGCGCAACAUGAAAACAAAUGGUGAUGGCGAAGAUCCACUUAGAGAUGAAGACAUCUAAGUUCAAGCUUGUAGGAGACCGGAUUUCACAGAAGGGCGAAGGCUAUUGGUUACAGUGUGCAUCCAUGAAUUAUACGCAAAUAAGAGCAUCUUUUGUUUAGUAAGAGGCACUUCAAUCGGUUGAUUACUUGAUUACCGUUCAAAUAAGAAAUUCGCCUCUUUUUUAUAAAAUUAGGGGUGGAUUGAGGCGCGUAAGAUAAUUCCAUCGUUGUAGACCUCAACUGCUGCGGUAGUUCAAGAUGAAGUGAUGUAAAUUAGUAGUUCAAGACUGCGCCUUUGUUAAGCGUAGUUAUUGGACCGCAACUAUGAGACCUUGGCGGGGAAUGUUCAAAUUUUCCCGGAAAUGCCUGAUUGCUACCGCUGUAUUGGGCGGCGCGACAGCCGUCACAUUCCAAGCCCGGAACCCUAUUCCUAUCCUUUCUCCCACGGACUAUCCUUUCAUCAACGGUGCAGUUCGGUCCUCCCGCGCUCUUUUCACAAUAACUUCGAAUGUGGUGGACUACGUGUAUUCUUUGCACGGCUCGACUCAGAACACUGAGGAGUAUUUGCGCGCGCUUUCUGAGGUACAUCUGAGGUCUGCAAAGAGACUACUGAAACUAUUUGAAGCCAACAAAGGUGUUUAUGUCAAAGCUGGUCAGUUUGUUGCAUCAGUGCGUGUCAGGACAAUUCCUAAAGAGUACUCAUCAACACUGUCAUCUUUGCAAGACCAGGCUGUUCCUUAUCCUUUUGAUUCAAUCAAGGAAGUACUGAUCAACAGUUUGGGUCCAAAUUUAUCAGAGAUAUUCUUUUCAUUUGAUGAGCAACCGUUUGCAGCAGCUUCUGUUGCUCAAGUACACCAUGCUGUGUUGAGAGAUAAUAAAGAAGUAGCAGUUAAGGUGCAAUAUCCAGGACUAGAGUACCAGAUGAAAUUUGACCUUGCAACAAUGUCUUUUCUCUCCAAAUCUGUUUCAUGGUUUUUCCCAGAAUGCAGGUUUGAGUGGCUGGUAUUGGAAUUUAAGCAAUCCAUUACUUCCGAGCUUGGUUUUAUAUUGGUUAUGAGUGUUCCCAAGGAGGAGGUCACAGGUUCGAAUCCCAUCCCAGUUCAAGGAUGUUGGCAUUAACAAUGAGCAGAUACUAUAUAGAUUUCAUUGAAGAGGCAAAGAACCUCGAGAUAAUGUUUAAAAACUUCAAAAACAACCGCAUGAUUAGGAUUCCUCAAGUUUUUUGGGAUUUCACAACAAGCAAUGUUUUGACGAUGCAAUUUUGUAAGGGACACAAGGUCGAUGAUUUGGACUUUUUGCGGCAGAUGGGGAUAAAUCCAUCUAAGGUCGCAAAAGCCUUAGCGGAGGCCGUUUCAGAAAUGAUAUUUCUCCAUGGUUUUCUACACGGUGAUCUACAUCCUGGUAAUAUACUAGUUUUCCCAGAAGGAUGGAAUGGUUUUUCUCUAGUUCUUUUGGAUUUUGGGAUUUGCAAGAAAUUGGAUGAAGCUUUCAGAAUGAACUUCUGCCAACUAUGGGAGGCUUUAAUAUUCAAGGAUUCUAACAAGAUCCACCAGCUGGGUGAUUAUUUUGGUGUUGGGAGGUAUUCCAGAUACUUCCCUGUCAUAUUUACCGGAAGAACAAUUGAGAGUAAAUCACCACUUUCGAGGGGAAUGUCAGAUGAAGAAAAGAAGAACCUAAAUAAGGAAUUGAAGUCUCUCAGAAUAGAAGACAUAUCUUCAUUUAUGGAAUCACUACCUAAUGAAUUUCUUACGGUAUUACGCACCGAUGGCCUACUAAGAUCUUUGAUGAAUAAGUUGGGUGCUUCCCAGCAAAUGCGGCUGCUGGCAUAUGCUAAAUUUGCACUUCAAGGUAUCUCUCUGAAGUGCGAUUCUGGAUCUGAAUCUGCAAUUGAAGAAGUCUACUUACGGUUCAAGAACGGGAUUCGAUACAUUCAACUGAGAUUACUUUUUGCAAUGCUGAAUCUGAUAUCUUGGAUAGACAACAUCCAACAUGCGUCAGCUGAAUAUUUUAAAUGUAUCCUUUCUUCAGUAAGCAGUGCAGUGAGAUAUGCAUUACCCUCAACACACUGAGGUGGCGCCCCUUCACCUGUAUUGUGCUCCUUACCAAGAUAUGCAUUUCCUCCCAAGAAUGUUGUCUUUUUUACUAGUAGCUUUCCCAUUACUCAGAAUUUAGUUUGUAGUCAUUGAAUUGUUUAAUUAUUUUGUUAGCCUAUCUAACUGAGCAUAUGAGGGAUCAUUCAAAUUUUAGAGUGUCAUCAAAUUAUUGACACAUUAGUAGUAUGUCACGUUUCUCUAGCUUUUUUACUUUGAUUUUCCCAUCUCAUGGACUUGCAAUUGUCCCGCAAACACAAUAAGUAGAAAAAAAUGUAUAAAAGAAACGGUACUUGGUGAAACUGAAAUUAAG